AUGCCCGGGACGGGGGAGCACGUCUACUUCGACGACGGCGCGCUGGGCUCACAGGAGGACGGCGUCGUGGACGACGCCGCCAAGCGGGUCCUCGCCGUGAUCCACCGCCUGAACCUGACGAAGUCCCUCAAGUGCAGCCCACCAGCCUGCGAGGAUCAGUUCAUGACGGACGUCACAAGCGACUCACACACGGCAAUGGCGCGAAAGCUGGCGACCGAGUCGAUCGUGAUGCUGAAGAACGAGGGCGGCGUGCUGCCGCUGUCUGGCGCCACCAAGGUGAUCGCGGUGUGCGGCCAGGCCUCCAUCGCCGAGCCCUUCAACCCGAACGGCGACGGCCAGGGUCACGGCGACUGGGGGCAGGAGACUACUACUCCGGGGGCGGCAGCGGCCAUGUCGUGGCCACGGAAGUUGUCAAUGCGUUCGACGGCAUCAACCGCCAGGCCGAGGCCCAGGGCGUCGAUGUCCUCAAGUCCCUGUCGAACAGCCCUGGCGAGUGCAAGGACGGGAUGUCGCCGAGAAGGCCGACGUCGUUUUCGUCGUCGCCGGGACCACGAGCGGGGAGUCCAGGGACCGCGACAAUCUGAACCUGGACGGUGGCGCCGACGAGCUCGUCGAGGCGGCGGGGCAGGCGAACAGCAAUACUGUGGUGCUCAUCCAGGCGCCGGGCACCGUCGUCAUGCCGUGGCACAAGUCGGCCGCCGCCAUCCUCAUGCUCUUCCUGGGCGGGCAGGAGAACGGGGUCAGCGUGGGCCUCGGUGCUGUUCGGGCAGCACGCGCCCACGGGGCGCCUGCCGCUGA
Messenger RNA from Prorocentrum cordatum, 798 nucleotides. NCBI's taxonomy places the organism in Eukaryota, Dinophyceae, Prorocentrales, Prorocentraceae. The record is from the annotation of a GenBank genome assembly.